AUGGUUACAGAGUUUGCACCGGGAUGGGAUAAGAUGGGACGGUAUGUGAUGGAGAUGGGAUGGGAUGGGAAGGGAUACGCCGUAGGGGUUGCGACCGAGAUUGAGAUUGAGGCCGCGGAAGCGAGAGUGAUAGCACCUGGUGAUCGCCGAGGUCGUGGGGCGGCCUCCUUUCAGCUGGAGGCUGGAGAGGUCCCGUAA
This is a messenger RNA of Clonostachys solani, 198 nucleotides long. The record is from the annotation of a GenBank genome assembly. NCBI's taxonomy places the organism in Eukaryota, Fungi, Ascomycota, Sordariomycetes, Hypocreales, Bionectriaceae.